AUGAUUUUGGAACUGCUAUUUGCUUUUGUUGGUCUGGUUGUACUCUACAACUGUUGGUGGAAACGGAGAAGCCUUCCUCCCGGCCCUAUGCCGAUUCCGUUAAUCGGUAAGUACGAAACUCUUUGGAUAUGACAUAUCGUCAAUGAACAUCUUUACUUUUUCGAACCUGGCCCAACAAUAUGUAACAACCAAUAUUCCAGGAAAUGGCUAUCAACUGAGCAAGUAUUCCUCCAACGAAGAGGCUUGCAAAGUCUGGAGAGAGAAGUAUGGCGAUACCUUUACGAUCUGGAUUGGCGAACGUCCAAUGGUUUGUGUCUGCGACUUCAACGCAAUCAUCCAUAAUUUCGUCAAGCAUGGGGAACUAUUCCAAGAUCGCCCCGAUGACACUAACUAUUUGAACUUUGUUGGACGCGGUCUUUAUGGGAUUCUUCAAAUCGAUGGGGAAUUUUGGAAGAAUCAGCGGCGAUUUUCUUUACAUACUUUCAGAAAUUUUGGAUUGGGGAAGAACCUGAUGGAAGAAAGGGUAAGAAAAAAUUUGACACAAUUUGUGGUCGGCCAAAUGAUCCACAAUUCAUGUUACGGCAUAGAAAUUUGAAGUUAUUUUUUAGGUGAUUGAAGAAUGCGAUUCAAUGUUCGAACGUAUUGAGAAACAAAGGAAAGGCGGCAACCCUUUAAUCAGCCUGGUCGAUCACGUCGACAUUGCCGUUGGCUCGAUUAUCAACAACCUUCUCUUUGGCUACCGUUACAACGAGAAUAACCUCAGCGAAUUUUUCGACUUGAAAGAACGUGCUACUAUCGCUACAACAAUGGCAGGCACUCCUCCAGCAAUGAUUUGCAGGCCAAAUCCAGACCGUUUUAAAAAUUGGCCAAUAUUGGGAAAUAUCCUGGCCACGGCCAAGAAAACGUCAAUUCAUUUGCUGGACUUCUUUAAGAUCAGAAUCCAAGAUCAUGUGGAGGAGCUCAAAAAUGUAGACCUUAGUGAAUUGGAGCCCACUGAUUUUGUGGCGGCAUUUUUGAAGGAGCGACAUCGUCUAGAUUCUAUAGGAGAAGAACAUUUCUUCUCUGAUCAACAACUUUUGACCUUGGUUUUUGACUUGUGGGUGGCCGGCCAAGUAAGCGAGUUUUCGAAUAUUGUUUUACGUUUUUGAUUGUAGGAAACAACAAGUAACACGAUUGGUUGGGCCCUCGGAUACCUUGUUCAUCACCCAGAAGUUCAAAGAAAGGCCCAAGAAGAGUUGGAUCGAGUGAUUGGAUCUGAUCGGACCAUCACUAUGUCAGACAGACCGGAUCUUCAGUAUAUGCAAGCUCUUUGUAAUGUAAGCAGUUUGCCAGUUCAAGAUCUCGUGUAUCCUAGAACAUCAUAGCCACAAUUAUACGUCUCCAAAAUCUAUGCAUGAUGCUUGGGAUGGUUGCCCCUCCCAAUUUUUUCAGCAUAUUGAACUAUAAUUGUUUUCAGGAAGUCCAAAGAAUCGCAAAUAUGGUCCCGUUGAAUAUCAUCCACGCCACCUCUGCAGACGUUGUGGUCGAUGGGUAUCACUUGAAAAAGGGAACGGCCAUCACUCCAUUGAUUGGCAUCGUUCUUUAUGAUGAGAAAGUAAGCCUUUCCUGUUGUUUUUUUACUGAGUAGUUAAUUUUUUUCUUGGUAUUUGAUAUUAAUACAACUACAAUUUUUUAGAUUUUCCCAGAUCCCAUGAAAUUCAAACCCGAGAGAUUCUUGGACAAAGAUGGGAAAGUGAAGAGGGUUGACGAGUUCAUCCCAUUCUCCGUUGGCAAACGACAGUGUUUGGGAGAGGGGCUGGCUCGGAUGGAAAUCUUUUUAGUCGUCGCCAAUCUACUAAAUAAGUACACGGUAUGUUAAAACUCGCAUUAUCUUGAAGCAAAAUAUUGAAAACAAGAAUGAGUACCCAAUGGACCCCUUUACUGUAGUAUAAUAUUAUUUUUUAGCUUCUUCCCGGAAAGGAGAUGCCCGAUCUCAAGAGACGUCACGGAGUCACAGUUCAUAUUCGAAACUUUGAAUGCCGAGUAGAACCUAGGUUCAAGUAA
Molecule: messenger RNA, 2043 nt
Organism: Bursaphelenchus xylophilus (pine wood nematode)
Lineage: Eukaryota; Metazoa; Nematoda; Chromadorea; Rhabditida; Aphelenchoididae
Source: the annotation of a GenBank genome assembly